CGAGUUUGAGUUCAUCUGACAACUUUGCAAAAUUUGCAGCAAGCUGACUUUUCGGUGCCAGAUCUUCCAAUUGAACUAAGAAACAAUUAUCUUGUCUUAUCAAGGAUAAGCUCCUAUUUCUCAUAAUUCUAUAAUUUGGACGGUGUUAAUCAGAUACAAGACUCAUUCAUUAAACAUGACGAACAGGGAGGUCUGCCUCCUGUGUUUACAAGUUAUCGACGACACGGGAGAGAAACACGCACAAAAAAUCAGGAUAGAAACCAUCUAUAAAUUAAUAACAACGUGUCAUCAAAGUUACAAAUUUUCUCAGCACGAGUUUGACGAGGACGAAGUGUGUGACUUUUGUGCCGAUUGUUAUCCUCGGAUAAGCACAAUGGAAGAAAUUAGAAGGAAAAUCUCACUCCUGGAGCAGGAAAUUGGAUCGAAAAUGAAGCAAAUUCAGACAAUCAUUGGUGAAAGUUCCUCCUCCUCCCACUUACAUAAUAAAGAGAAGAAGAAAAUUCUACAAAUUCGUGACAUUCUUCUCCGUGUGACAGUAGUUGAAAAUGAGCAACGGGACGACAAUUUUGUUGAGGCCCAAGUCAAGUUGGGCCACAUUUUUCCAGACGAGCAAGAGGUUCACGUCAAGGAGGAGGAGUUACAAAGAAACCAUUACAGCGUUGACCUUGACCCUCUCGCAGACCAAUUCUUUGAUGAUGACAUUAAUUCCUGCUCUGAGCCAAGCAUUGUAAAAUCGGAGGAAGAAGACUUCAUCAACGAUGGAGAUGAAGAUGAAGAAACUGCCUUUUGCAUUAUUCCACUUCCUCAAACCAACUCGACAAAACGCACUCCUAAACGCAAACGAGAAGAUUCUUCUCUUCUUCGAAAAGCAAUUACGAAAAAGAAUAAGAUACAGCCCGAUAGAGCCCCCACCCCUGAGGCUUCUACGCCACGAUUCUCACCCCGCAUUAGGAACCGAAUAGCUUCACCCACACGUGGUAAAAGUCUUAUGUCUUCCCCCAAAAAUAUUCAUCCUGUUAAAACCUCUAACUCAAACUCAGAAUCAUCAGACGAAGACGAUACAACACGUGACAGCGAUGAUCCAAAUUGGUCUCGUAAAAUUGCCCCCAUCGCGACUUGUGAUGCCAUUCGCCCCUACAAAUGCACCAAGUGUAACAAAUCUUUCCUCGUGGAACAUGCCCUUACGGGCCAUACCGCGCGGUCGCACGGUGUACCCUGCCUCGUACCGUUAUGCACCGCCAAGUUUCGCUCCAUGCGAACGAGGGACGCCCACUUGAAAACUGACCACGAUGGUCUUGUACCUAAUCAAUGUCGGAUUUGUAAAAACAAGUUCAGUUGGCAAGGCGGCCUUGCUAUGCACAUGGUGAUGCGGCACGAAAAAGGAGAAAAGAAAUUGUCCUGCGUUAAGUGCGAGAAGAAAUUCUGCCUAGAGGAGAAUUUGGCGAGACAUUUGAAACUGCAUGAUGUCGAGGGGACAAAACCCGUAGUUUGUGAGGUGUGCGAUGACCGAUUUGAGGACGAGGAGCGCCUUAAGAAACACAUGGAACUGAGAAGUCAUUCCAGGCCGUUGGAGUGUACUCAAUGUCCGCAUCGGUGCAAAAGUAAUACGGAGCUUGCAAGACACUUGAGGACCCACACAAGGGAAAAAGCUGACAAAUGUCCCCACUGUGACCACGUUGCUGGCGGCAUAUACACGCUGCAGCGUCACAUCGCAAUCGUCCAUACUGCCGGACCUCCCUCGCAUACUUGCCACAUUUGUGGGAAAGGGUUUUAUCUUCUCGUCGAUCUUAAGAGCCACAUGAUUUGUCACGACGAGACGCUUAGAAAGAAAUGUGACACGUGUGGCGAAACAUUUUCAGGAUUGAGCAGCUUACACUCUCACCGUAUCAAGGUGCAUGGCCAGGCUCCGCUCGUUUGUGAGGAAUGCGGAGCUACUUUUACAGCACUGAGAGGAUUUAGACAACACAAGAAAAUCCACGUGGAUGGAAAAAGGCAUCAAUGCCAGACUUGUGGGGCCUGUUUUCUCAAACCAGAUGGUCUUAAGACUCACAUGAGAAGUCACACGGUCGAGCGACCAUUCCCCUGCCCCCACUGCGAUAGGGCCUUCAAGUCGGGGGAUAACAUGAAUAAGCAUGUACUGGCUAUCCACACUCCCGGCUACGUCGUCCCCACCCCGUACAAAUGUCCCCACUGCGACAAAGCGUGUCGAUCCCCUUUCAUCCUGAAAUGUCACAUUCGCCAAGCGCACACGGGAGAGCGCCCCUUCACCUGCGACCAGUGCGCAAAAGGCUUCGCGGUUAAGUCGGCGCUAACCCUGCAUUUGAAAACGGCCCAUGGCGUCGUUCCGGAGAAGACAGACAGGUUGCCAAGGUCGAAGAAGGAUGCGUUUCAUCAUAUAGAAGAAGACAAUGAAUAAGUUAGAAUUUGUAAUUUUUACUGUUAUUGUUAAACUUUAAUUUGUAUUUUCCUUAAGCUAAAUAACAAAUUGGCAUUGUCAUUUAGAUAAUGGUAUCUACUCAUUAUUAAGGUCUGUUGAAAGCAUAUUGUAAAUUAUUAAUUUGCAAUUAAAAUAAAUUUAUUUGAAAUUACAUUGUCAUGCCAGCGCUAUUUAGAUACAUAUGUGCAAGCACAUUACGUAAUUUCUGAUGAAGCUAAACAGGAAUAUUUAUUUGCUUGGAAAAUAUUUUAUUGACAUUAAAAUCUAUGAUUAUUUG
Messenger RNA from Folsomia candida, 2714 nucleotides. RefSeq names its product zinc finger protein 708. Gene Ontology annotation, biological process: regulation of transcription by RNA polymerase II. The coding region runs from base 176 to 2416 and encodes 746 amino acids. Gene Ontology annotation, molecular function: DNA-binding transcription factor activity, RNA polymerase II-specific; RNA polymerase II transcription regulatory region sequence-specific DNA binding. The transcript has 8 exons. The record is from RefSeq and is a predicted model, not a curated record. Gene Ontology annotation, cellular component: nucleus. Lineage: Eukaryota; Metazoa; Arthropoda; Collembola; Entomobryomorpha; Isotomidae.